AUUCUUACGCGUCGCAUCCCCAAUUGCCCCGGCGCAUCCAGUCUGCCCGCCCGCGCACAUAGCCCAGCCGACUGAGAAGCAGGCAGCGACGUCACCAUGUCUGGCGCAGGCCCGUCUCUCUUCCCCGGAGAGGUUCCUGCCUGGUCCGUCUUCAAGUUUCCCCCAGAUGUCGCGCCGCCGCCCAUGACGAAUCCGUACAGCGGCGAACCGACGCUCGCGAACCCCUUCCAGAUCCCGCAAGAUCUCUUCGAGAAGGCGCUGCACCCCAAGGUCCCGCUGACCAUCGCCGCCGUCUACGCCGUCACCGUCACCUACCUCAACUGGUACAAUCGCCAGCACGGCAACAAGCCGUGGCGGAUCGCUAGCCACGGCUGGUUCAAGGCAUUCGUCAUCGCGCACAAUGUCUUUCUCGCCGUCUACUCCGCCGUCACGUGCGUCGCCAUGUUCAGCGGCCUGAAGUCUUCGUUCCCCAACUGGCGCGAGCCGCACUCCAUCGUCGGCACUGUCGAUGCGCUCUGCAAGAUCCACGGCCCUCGAGGCCUUGGAGACGCCGUCACAUACAACGCGGAUACGAACACAUGGGGCAGCAGGAACACCAACAUCCACGUGGGUGCAAACGGUCUCCCCGACACCACCGACGUUGGCAGGAUGUGGAACGAGGGUCUCGCUUUCUGGGGAUGGUUUUUCUACCUCUCUAAGUUCUACGAAGUCCUCGACACUGCCAUCAUUCUGGCCAAGGGAAAGCGUAGCACGACUCUCCAGAAAUACCAUCAUGCCGGUGCUAUGCUGUCCAUGUGGGCUGGCAUGCGCUACAUGUCUCCGCCUAUCUGGAUGUUCGUUCAGAUCAACUCUGGAAUCCACGCCAUGAUGUACACAUACUACACUCUGUCCGCCCUCGGCUACCGCGUGCCCAACUUCGUCAAGCGCACCCUCACCACAAUGCAGAUAACCCAGUUUCUCGUUGGCGCCAGCUUCGCUGCUCUUCAUCUCUUCGUCUCGUACACCGUCCCGGUUUCCGUCGCACACAAGAUUGCUGAGCAGGUCACCUCCAGUGUGCAGCCUUCCUCGAUCGCGUCUACUGUCUCUUCUGCCGUUUCAUCGGUGACCGAAUCAGCUAGCGCUGCCUUGCCAGCUGCAACUGGCCCGGCUCUCGCUUUCCUGUGGAAGCUCAUCUACCGCGCAGCUGGCGACGAGGGACUUGCGGAGAAUAUUCCUGUACCAGGCUCGUCCAUCAUCCCUGCCCAUCAAUCGCACCUCCCUACUGCGGUCGCUGCACACGAGAACCCUGUUCAGCGCCUCCUCCACACCAUCCAUACCGUGGACAGGGUUGUCUACCGCACCGAGUACCAGCACGUUCCCUGUGUUGACACCUCUGGUCAGGCUUUCGCCAUCUACCUCAACCUGAUUUACCUCGCCCCUCUCACUGGUCUUUUUAUGCGCUUCUUCGUCAAAUCCUACUUUCGCCGCACGAAUCCCAAGACUAAGCAUCAGUCCAAGCACACACCCAUCUCGAAGGCUGCUGGUGACGCUAUGCACGGUGUGGAGCGUGAGAUUGAGUCUAUUAGCGAGGAGGGCAGGGAUAGCAGUGCCAAGAACGGCUCCGUCCGUGGACGUAAGGGCGUCAACGGUGACGCUAAGAACUUUCGUUCGAGUCUAAGCCCAUCGAACCAAGAAUCCGUCCGAAACAUUGAGCGAAAGGCCAACGAGCUCCUGCAAGAAGGCGCUAACAGCGUCGGAAAUGCAACCGAAAAGGCGAAGGAGAUUGCGAAGGAUGCUUUAAACAAGGCCAACGAGGUCAAGAACAAAGCGCAGCAGCAAGCCAAGGAGACGAAUGAUAAGCUGGAGAAAAAGGCACAGCAGAACGCCGAUGAAGUGAACGCUGAGCGCGAACAGGGUGAGAACGAUGUCGCCAGCACACCAGCCGACACACCUUCCAAGAAAAAGAGGAACAGGAAUAAGAACAAGAACAAGCAGGCUCAAAGCGUAGAAAGUCUGAACGAUUUCUCCGAUGACGAGCAUCCUGAGCGUAAGACAGAGAAGGAGCCUGAGCCAAAGGAUCUCAAUAACACCCUCGACAAGAAUGAGGGCAAGGGUGUGUUCUAGGCAUACUACCUGAUGCCCUGAAGCCAAGGCAAGACAGAAAUACAACCCAGACAGGGUGAAUUUGCUUCGAGAGGUGUGUUAAUGAGGCUUAUACCAUUUCCUUCUUUCGAAUAGACCGAUAUGCAAGGCGUUUGUGCUGCAUAGAGGUGCGUCAAUGCGAAUUUUCUCAGGACU
Molecule: messenger RNA, 2277 nt
Organism: Boeremia exigua
Lineage: Eukaryota; Fungi; Ascomycota; Dothideomycetes; Pleosporales; Didymellaceae
Product: GNS1/SUR4 family-domain-containing protein
Exons: 2
Coding region: 97-2103 (668 amino acids)
Biological process (GO): sphingolipid biosynthetic process; fatty acid elongation, saturated fatty acid; fatty acid elongation, monounsaturated fatty acid
Cellular component (GO): endoplasmic reticulum membrane
Molecular function (GO): fatty acid elongase activity
Source: RefSeq, a predicted model, not a curated record